AGAUUUAACACUUUGUUGUACUUUGCAACAGCGGAAAGAGCUGUUUUGAUGGCGCUGUCUCCCUGCAACACUGUGUUUAACAUCAACGUUUGUGGUUCGUAAACUAGUUGCCGCCAAGAUGCUCAGAAUAGUUAUCCUGACGUUGUGCUUAUCUGCGGCUGCACAGCACCAUGUCAACACUACACUUCGUCGCGUGGCUAGAAACGCAGGUGACCCCGACACUGAAAUCAAAGACGCGCAUCUACGUGGGAUGUGCAAAGCAGUGUCGGUGAACGACCGUGUCGAGUGCCCUUUCCCUGGCGCCGCCGAAGUGGAUGACACCUUGUGCACUGCAGCGGGCUGCUGCAUAAACCGUGGCUUCGAGUAUCCACCGAACCUAUGCUUCUUCGCCCGGGAAUAUCCGAGGUACUGGGCCAUAAGCAUCACCGACGACGAGGAAACUGUCAACAUGAGCCUCCUAGUCCAUAACCCCAUGCAGAAGGUCCUAACUGCCCACAAUGUUUCGGUAUCAGUGUCGUAUUAUUCCAAGGAAGUAGCCAGGGUUCUGGUGGACCGAGCGAGACUCCCGAAUGACGAUUACAGUUUUGUUCCUGCAAUGCCCGCCCUAAGUGGGAAAGGAGCCUUCGUCGACGUCAUGUAUGAUGUGGUAGCCUUGCUGAAUGGAAUGCUCACUAUACACAGAAAAGACGAGGGAGGGGACUUCGAAAAAGGGGUACCAGUUUUCAGUACAAACUUCUCGUAUUUGACGUUCGAUCUACAUUACAAGCAAGUUACGCUCUUCCUUCCCUCAAGUCGUAUCUACGGCUUGGGAACCCGUGUGACCCCGCUACAACUGCCAAUACCGAGCGAUUUCUUUCUGUUCAACCGGGAAAUAGGACCUGAUAAGGACGGCAUGGGACGGGGCACUCACCCUAUGUACAUCUGCUUGGAAGAUGGAGGGACGGCUCAUGGUGUCUACCUUCACAACACCAAUGGAAUGGAGGUAAAGCUCAGGCCAGGGCCAUCGAUAACAUUCAAAGUUUACGGAGGAAGAUUAGACUUCUACAUCUUCAUGGGCCCUACCCCUGCCGACGUGGUGCGACAGUACCUGGAACUUGUGGGAAAACCAGCGAUACCUCCGUACUGGGGAUUGGGCUAUCACCUCUCUCGACAUGGGUUUAAGACACUUGAGGACGUUAAGAAGGUCGUGUCACGAAACCAAUACCACUUCGUCCCGUUUGAGUCAAUUUGGAUCGACAUAAAGUACGCCGACGACUAUUUCGUCUUCUCCCUCUCAAAGGAUUUUAAAGGGAUGGGUGAAUUUGUGGAUGGUUUACACAGCAAGUCCCAACGCUGCGUCUUGAAUUUCCCACCGUUUGUGCGGAAAUCUGGGGGUUACUAUUACCCUUUCGAUGAAGGUCGUCACCUGAAAAUGUUCGUGAAGAACUCUACGUACAAACCGAGUUUCUGCACUGCUCAAAUUGACGUCGACGCUGUUUACGUGAACUUCUUAGCUUACGACGUCAUUCGCUACUGGGGCUUUCUACUGCAGAACUUCCACGAUGUCACAAGGUUUGACGGUGCUUGGCUCACGCACACCAAUCCACGGUGCAUUCACUUAUACGCCGCUCAGUGUGACUCGACGUCCCCGCUCGAAAACCCCUCCGCCAAUCCCCCAGAGAGGCUGAACAAACACACCAUGUGCAUGGAGGACAUCAUGUACGACUCGAUGCAUUACGACGUUCAUAAUGUUUACGGUUAUUACGCAGCCAUGAUCACGCACCAAUCUUUGGCCUCCCGUAUGAGACCUUUCGUCAUGACUGGAACUACCUUCGCUGGUCAGGGCAAGUGGUCGGGCCAGUGGCUCGGCGAAUCGGAAUCAACAUGGGAAAGCAUGCGCGAAUCUAUACCAAUGGCCCUGACAUCAAACCUGUUGGGAAUGCCUUUCGUGGGUGCCGACAUCUGCGGAACAAAAGGAAACGUAACGGAGACGCUGUGUGUUCAGUGGCAUGCUCUGGGCAUUUUCUAUCCUUUCGCCAGAAACCACAACGAAGAAGGCUUCGUGGACCAAGAUCCAGUUGGCCUGAUGAUCCACAUUCUAGUUUACCCCAUCCUUAAGCUUCGACUUCUACUCUUGCCCUUUUUGUACACGCUGUUCUACCGGAAUGCAGUCCAUGGUGAACCUGUCAUGAGACCGCUCUUCUUAGAAUAUCCGAAGGACGAGAACACGUACGCCAUCGACACACAGUUCAUGUGGGGAUCGGCUCUCCUGAUCAACCCUCUCCUCCAUCCUGACACAAAUCACAUAACUCCAUACAUCCCUCGAGGUAUAUGGUACGACUAUUUCGAAGGAACUCCCAUUAUCGUAAACGAGGGACGCAACAAGACGUUUCGUGUUUCGGAGAUGCAGGUCAACGUCCUCAUACGUGCAGGACAUGUCAUUCCAUUGCAAAAGCCCGGUGUAACUGCGAGCGAAAGCCGCAACAAUCAAUUCAUUCUGCUCGUCGCACCGACCGACACAGGCGAAGCUGGAGGCGAGCUCUUUUGGGAUGACGGAACAUCUCCUGAUACCGUAACGAAAGGAAGCUACACGCUCUAUAGGUUCGAGCUGCUACAGAAUCUACUAGUCGCAACCCUCGUCAAACAUGGCUACAAGACCGGCCUGAAGCUAGGGAGUAUCAAGGUGUUGCGUGUUCUGGAGGAGCCCCUAGUAGUUCGGAUGAAUGAUGUUAAUACCACAUACACCUACGACACGGAAAACAAAGUUUUGAAAAUUGAUGUCAAUGAUUUUGUGAUGGAUGAGAACUUCAUGGCAUCCUGGUGAUAACACGAAAUACGACCAAGGGUACUCCAAUAUUCAACAUCUGCUACCUUCGGACGCUGAGACCAGGAACAGCAGUGGAAAUAUAUGUUUUCGUAGUCUA
This is a messenger RNA of Ornithodoros turicata, 2903 nucleotides long. Its product is annotated as probable maltase-glucoamylase 2. The record is from RefSeq and is a predicted model, not a curated record. The transcript has 19 exons. Bases 119 to 2803 code for a protein of 894 amino acids. Lineage: Eukaryota; Metazoa; Arthropoda; Arachnida; Ixodida; Argasidae. Gene Ontology annotation, molecular function: carbohydrate binding; alpha-1,4-glucosidase activity. Gene Ontology annotation, biological process: carbohydrate metabolic process.